Molecule: messenger RNA, 810 nt
Organism: Haemonchus placei
Lineage: Eukaryota; Metazoa; Nematoda; Chromadorea; Rhabditida; Trichostrongylidae
Source: the annotation of a GenBank genome assembly
GUGCAGCCGGGAAGAUAUGAUGUGGUGGCAAGCAAUCGCCUUGGACAGGACUCGAGUUCCUGCAAGGUGAUUGUUCAGUAUGAGCAGGAAGAGCCUGUCACUUCACCGAAGCCACCACCAAUCUUUAUCCAAUCUUUAUCUAAGGAGACAGUUGUUCUUCUUGGGGAGGAAACUAAAAUAGAAGUGGUUGUCUCCGGUACACCUCCUUUCAGUUUUAAGUGGAUCAUCAAUGGUUCAGAGAUCAGUUCCAGUAAAGACAUUGAAAUAGUCGUAGAUGGGAACCGAUCUACAUUGCGUGUACAGAAGUCGUUAGGGAAUAAUGCCGUUUUAAUAGUAGAGGUUAUGGACAGGAACGGUACGGCACGUUCCGAAACAAUCAUCAAGGAGAUCUCAAAGACAACGACGAUGGUGGAAGCGAUACCACCUAGAGUUACCACAACCACUGUAAAGGAGGAAGUUACAGAGACCAAGAAGGAGGUGGUCGAGAAACAGCCGUCUCCCGCGGCGAAUAAGGCUCCAAUGUUUACACAAAAACUUGACAACAUUGAGCUUAUGGAGGGUGACACUUUACGAUGUCAUGUGAAAGUGAGCGAUGAAAGUGACAGUUGUACCUUUGAAUGGUAUGCCAACGACAUGCAAAUCACAUCUGGGGAACAGGUGUUCAUCGAAACGGGUCUUCGAGAAAGCCGACUUUCAAUAGAGAACAUGGGUGAAAUGAGUGGUGUCAAAUUGACCGCUAUCGCCCGUAAUCCACAUGGAACAUCAGUCAGCGCAGCUGAGUUGAACGUCGUCAGAAGUGAGUUUCACUAA